AUCCUUGAGCCCUUGAAGGAGGCAGGUUGUUCUGGCAUGGAGAUGGUUUGUGGAGACGGCUCUGCAAGGAAGGUGCACCCUGUCUUGGCCUGCUAUGUGGCAGACUAUCCUGAGCAAUGCUUAGUGGCCUGCACAAAAUACGGUACCUGUCCAAAAUGCCAGUGUCCUAACCAGGAGAUGGGAGAGAGCCUGAGGCUUGUGAAUCAAGGACGUCGCAAUGGACAUUGUCUAUUAUCAGAGAUGCCAUUGAAUUUUAAGUGUCAAGACUACGAUCUCUCAGGCUGGGUCAAUCAUCCUUUCUGGCAGGACUUUCCUUUCUCAAAUAUUCAUGCAUCUAUGACUCCCGACAUCUUACACCAGCUAUACCAAGGAGUCUUCAAACACCUUGUUACCUGGUGUCAGAAGAUCGUCGAUCCAGCAGAACUUGAUGCAUGUCUUUCCUGCCUUCCGCCAUCCUUUGGUGUUUGUCACUUCAAGAAGGGGAUUUCCCUGAUGAUGCAGAUACAGGGGAGUGAGAGGAAGGACAUGGCACAUGUUCUCUUGGGAUGUCUGAUAGGUCGUAUACCCCAGCAAGCGGUGACUGCUGUACAUGGUUUACUGGACUUUGUAUACCAGGCUCAGAACAAGACUUACGAUGAUGAGACUCUCAAGUACCUGCAGCAAGCCUUGGAUGAUUUCCAUGACAACCACCACAUCUUCAUCAAGCUUGUGCAUAUCAUCGGCUUAUGUGCUGACUUCAACAUUCCCAAGUUCCACUCCCUGCUACACUACAUUGAGGCGAUCAAGUUGUUUGGAACUACAGACAAUUACAACACAGAGAUAUUCAAACGUCUUCAUAUAGACUUUGCGAAGGAAGGCUGGAGGGCAUCUAAUCAUAGAGAUGAGCGACCUCAGAUGGUGCAUUGGAUAGAGAGGCAGGACAAGAUCCUGUCCUUCGACAGCUACAUAUCCUGGCGAACGUCC
Gloeophyllum trabeum ATCC 11539 is the source of this 963-nucleotide messenger RNA. RefSeq lists its product as uncharacterized. The annotation marks the transcript as partial. NCBI's taxonomy places the organism in Eukaryota, Fungi, Basidiomycota, Agaricomycetes, Gloeophyllales, Gloeophyllaceae. The record is from RefSeq and is a predicted model, not a curated record. The transcript has 3 exons.